Messenger RNA from Cygnus atratus (black swan), 1758 nucleotides. It is a transcript of the gene THEMIS2, whose product is annotated as thymocyte selection associated family member 2. Lineage: Eukaryota; Metazoa; Chordata; Aves; Anseriformes; Anatidae. Gene Ontology annotation, biological process: T cell receptor signaling pathway. The transcript has 5 exons. The record is from RefSeq and is a predicted model, not a curated record. Bases 1 to 1758 code for a protein of 585 amino acids.
AUGGAGCCCCUCUCCUUCCAGGAAUACAUCUGCUCCCUGGACCCCACCACCCUACCCCGCAUCCUCAGGAUAUGCUCUGGUGUCUACUUCCAAGGGUCCGUGUAUGAGAUUGCAGGCAAUGAGUGCUGCUUGUCAACUGGUGAUCUGCUGAAAAUCACAGCUGUCACGCUGCAAAAGGUUGUCUGUGAGAAUGUGCACACGGGGCAGACAACGGAGCUGCUGCCAACAUUUAAGGGUCUUUUCCAGCCUGCCCCAGAUCUGGGGCCAUGCCCCAUGCCACAGGGACCCUUCCUGGAGGGCGGCAUGAAGAAGGGCCUGACGCUGCACCAGGCGCUGGAGUGGGGGGGCAGGCAGAGACAGCCCCUACGGUGCCCCACCAUCGGCCCCCACGCCCUGCUCCUGAGCCCCGUCUACGAGGUGCAGGCCACCAUGAACCUGCGAAGGGAUGAGGUGAAGAUCCCCUCCACGCUGGAGGUGGACGUGGAGGAUGUAACAGAGGAGUCACAGGACGUUCACUUCUCCCGGCCACUGCUGCUGAGCGAGGUGCUGGGGAUGGAGGAGGUGCUGCCGACACAGGUCGAGAUCCUGGAGGGGCCCCGCAGUGCCACCAUCUUUGAGAGCGCCUGGGUCCCCCGCCUGCGGAAGGGACAGCGGCUGCAGAUCCACAGCUGCUCCCACACCUGGAGGGUCCUGGCCUCUGCUCGCAGCGGCACCCGCCGUUUCCUUCUCUCCAGUGCCUACCAGGGCCGCUUCAGGCAGCGGCCCCGGCAGUUUGCAGGGGUGCAGGAGCUGGCAGCCAGCCUGCAGCCUGGCCAGCAGCUGCACGUGGUGGUAACACAGGACUGUGAGGGCCGCGAGGACAACGUGCCCCCACUCAGUGUGGGUGACCGGCUGGAGGCCCGGCAGCUACUACUGGCUGGUGGCAGCACCCGGCUCCUGUGCCUCCGCCAUAGUGAGGAGGAGGAUGAGGAGGAGGAGGGCGAGGAGCUGCUGCUGCCACUGGAUCUGGGGGGCAGCUUUGUGGAGGAGGCGCGUGACAGCAAGAAGUACAGGCUGAUGGAGCUGGUGGAGCUGCUGCCACUGCCAUGCGAUGUCCGGGUGGUGGCCACAGACCCAGCCCUGGAGAGGGAUGUGCUGGGCUCCUUCCCUGCACUGCGGCUGGAGGCCCGCAUCACCCAGCCCUUUUUGAUCAGCAGCUUCUGUGAGGAGCCAGAUAAGGGCUUUGAGAUCCCGCCCCAGUGGUUGGACCUCACCCUUGUCCUCACUGAGGAGCCCGUCCACUCCCAGGCCCCCUCCACACACUGCUCCCAUGUGGAGGAGCUGACUGAGGCCUUCUACUACAAGCUGCUGGCGCAGCUGCCAGGUGGCUCAGCCCCGCCACCCCCACGGCCCCCCAAGCCGAAGGCGGCUGGUAGAGAUGUGCAGGUGCAGCCAUGCCCUGCCCCGGAGCAGAAGGACAGGGCACGCUCCAGGGGAAAGCGCUCCCUGGCCCCCAGCCCCACCACCAGCUCCCAGACACGCCUGGCUCCUCCACUGCCGCCGCCGUUGGUCCUUCCCCAGAAGGCGAAGAGCCUCACUACCCAUCGGAGCACCCCCAAUGAGUACAGCCCACGCCCCCGUCUGCUGGCAGCUCCCCGGUCCCACAAGGCUCCCAGUAACACAGACAUGGAGAAAAGCAGUGAUGAACAUGACUAUGAAGUCAUUGAAGAAGACAUUCAAAAGACAAUUCACAAAAUGCAGACUGUUUUUCCUUUCUAA